AAGUAGAACGGCAAACUCUAAUUCCCGCCUCGAGUAUCCGUCUCAAUAUUUUUUUUAACUUGCUGCUGUUUUCCUCCAUCGACUUCCUUCUCCCCAUCCUUAUCUUCACGUACAGAAACAAUGGCCAACACACCGCACGGAGGAGUCCUGAAGGACUUGCAUGCUCGCGACCUUUCUAUCCGCUCUGAGCUUCUCAAGGAGGCCGACUCUCUUCCUGACUUGGCCCUCACUGAGCGCCAGCUUUGUGACCUCGAGCUUAUCCUCUCUGGAGGAUUUUCUCCGCUUGAGGGCUUCAUGACCGAGAAGGAUUACAAUGGAGUUGUCAACGAUCUUAGACUAGCCGACGGCGCCCUCUUCUCCAUGCCCAUCAACCUCGACGUUAGCGCUCAGGAGAUUGAGACUAUUGGAAUUGCCCCUGGUAAACGCAUUGUUCUCCGUGACUUCCGCGAUGAGUCCCCUCUUGCUAUCAUCACCGUUGAGGAUGUCUACAAGCCGAACAAGGAGACCGAGGCUGUGAACGUCUUCCGUGGCGACCCUGAGCACCCGGCUGUCAAGUACCUUUACAACACCGUCAAGGAGUUCUACGUCGGCGGAAAGGUUCAGGCUUUGAACCGUCCCAACCACUACGACUACGCCGGCCUUCGCUACACACCUUCGGAGCUGCGUGCUGAGUUCAACAAGCUCGGAUGGAACCGGGUUGUCGCUUUCCAGACUCGUAACCCCAUGCAUCGCGCUCACCGAGAACUGACCGUUCGUGCUGCUCGUUCGCGUCAGGCCAACGUCUUGAUCCACCCUGUGGUCGGUCUUACCAAGCCUGGCGAUAUCGAUCACUUCACUCGCGUUAGAGUCUACCAGGCUUUGCUCCCUCGUUACCCCAACGGAAUGGCUCUUCUUUCCCUCCUUCCUCUCGCUAUGCGUAUGGGUGGUGAUCGUGAGGCUGUUUGGCACGCCAUUAUCCGCAAGAACUUUGGUGCCACUCACUUCAUUGUCGGACGUGACCAUGCCGGCCCUGGUAAGAACUCCAAGGGCGUUGACUUCUACGGUCCCUACGAUGCCCAGGAACUUGUUGAGAAGUACCGUGACGAGCUUGGAAUCGAAGUUGUUCCCUUCCAGCAGAUGACCUACCUCCCCGACGCCGACGAGUAUGCGCCCAAGGACGAGGUUGCUCCCGGUGUCAAGACUCUCGAUAUCUCUGGAACCGAGCUCCGUAAGCGUCUCCGACUUGGAUUGCCUAUCCCCGAGUGGUUCUCGUAUCCUGAGGUUGUCAAGGUUCUUCGCGAGUCGCACCCUCCUCGUGUUUCUCAGGGUUUCACCAUCUUCCUGACCGGUUAUCAUAACUCUGGAAAGGACGCUAUUGCUCGCGCUCUUACCUACACGCUCAACCAGCAGGGAGGUCGAUCCGUCUCCCUUUUGCUUGGUGAGACCGUCCGUUCGGAGCUGUCUGCUGAGCUUGGUUUCAGCCGUGCCGACCGCCACAAGAACAUCCAGCGGAUCGCUUUCGUCGCUGCCGAGUUGACCCGUGCUGGUGCUGCUGUCAUUGCUGCUCCUACGGCUCCCUAUGAUGACUCGCGUAAGCUUGCGCGCGACACCGUCUCGCAGUCUGGUUCUUUCUUUUUGGUCCAUGUUGCUACUCCUCUCGAGUACUGCGAGUCCACUGACCGAAAGGGAAUUUUUGCUAAAGCCAGAAAGGGAGAGAUCACUGGCUUCACUGGUGUUGAUGACCCGUAUGAGGCUCCUGCUGAUGCUGACAUCACCGUUGACGUUUCUACGACCUCUGUUAGAACGAUUGUCCACCAGAUCGUGCUGCUGCUCGAGAGCCAGGGAUUCUUUGGCAACUGAUUUUUGAAUGAUGAUGAUUAAAAUUGUUUAGAAUUAUUUCCUCUUUUAAAUUUGUUAGCAGGUGUACAGUAAUAUAAAAGUGUAAUGUGGUGGGUAUUGAAUAGAAUCGCUGUAAGAAACAUGAUAUCAACCAGUCGAUAUGUGCCCCGAGCUGCAAGCCCU
Myxozyma melibiosi is the source of this 2001-nucleotide messenger RNA. RefSeq names its product sulfate adenylyltransferase. Gene Ontology annotation, biological process: sulfur amino acid metabolic process. Gene Ontology annotation, molecular function: adenylylsulfate kinase activity; ATP binding; sulfate adenylyltransferase (ATP) activity. The record is from RefSeq and is a predicted model, not a curated record. Gene Ontology annotation, cellular component: cytoplasm. NCBI's taxonomy places the organism in Eukaryota, Fungi, Ascomycota, Lipomycetes, Lipomycetales, Lipomycetaceae. The coding region runs from base 121 to 1839 and encodes 572 amino acids. The transcript is spliced from 2 exons.